Molecule: messenger RNA, 5133 nt
Organism: Adineta ricciae
Lineage: Eukaryota; Metazoa; Rotifera; Eurotatoria; Adinetida; Adinetidae
Source: the annotation of a GenBank genome assembly
AUGAAUCUUCGUGCAUUCAUUUCGUGCUUAGGCGAUACUAUUGCUAUUGCCGUCUUGAUUAGUGGACUUCUACUUGGCUUGAUACACGAAUCAACAGCCUUACCAACAGAAACCUCUGGAAAGGAUGGAGAGAUAAUUUUCUCUAGUAUUUGGACUGCGAACAGUCCAAAAUUCUCUCGCACAUCGCAGCAAUCGGAAAAAGAGUUUCAUUAUCAAGCCAUUGAAGUAAAUGUUCCAGUCACGGGCACUUAUACGUUCACAAGUAAAAGUCUGACCAACGCUUAUGGUUAUAUCUACGACAAUAGUUUCGAUCCUACGAAUACUAAUUUAAAUCUAAUUGCACAAGAUGAUGAUAGCAAUGGCAAAGGACAAUUCAAACUUACUGCUCUGCUCCAUCCGGAUCACCGAUAUAUUUUGGUUGCCACAACCAACAUCCCGGAAGCCACUGGCAAAUUUUCGAUUAUCUCGUCCGGUCCCACGGCAGUCAAUGUACUCUACAAAGUCGACAAUAUUUCGACUAUAUAUUCGAGCGCAUUAUCGUUCAGUAGUCAAGUAUUUCAUCGGCCCGAUGGUGAUGACGAUGAGUUUUACUACUUUCAAGCUAUACAGAUUGGAGUGUCUCUGGAUGGUACUUACACAUUUACGAGCAGUAGCAAUAUUGACACUAUGGGCUACUUUUACAAUUCACCCUUUGAUCCAUCCAAUCCAACGGCGAACUUAAUCACUGAUGAUGAUGACGGUGGUGAAGACCAGCAAUUUCAAAUAGACGUAUAUCUGCGAGCUGGACAAACCUAUGUACUUGUGGUUACAACACAUGAAGAAUUUAUGACAGGAAGUUUCUCUGUUUCUACCUUUGGUCCGGCUUCAGUCAGCAUUAUGUCCAUCAUUCCAUCAACAAGUCAACCAAUACUACUAUCGUCUACUCUGCCUACUGUGACAUCAUCUUAUUCGAGUGCACUGUCAGCUAGUAGCCAAGUAUUUCACCGACCCGAUGGUGAUGACGAUUCGCCCUACUAUUUCGAAGCUAUACAGGUUGUCGUACCUACUUCUGGCACUUAUUUUUUCACAAGUGACAGUACCAUUGACACCAUCGGCUACUUUUACAGUUCCCCUUUCGAUCCAUCCAAUCCAUCGAUGAAUUUGAUCAUGGAAGAUAAUGAUAGCGGCGAUAUUCCUUUACAAUUCCGCAUCCGCGUUUAUCUCGAAUCUGGCCGUACCUAUGUUCUUGUGGUUACAACACAUUGGGACUCGUCUACAGGAAGUUUCUCUGUAUCUGCCUUCGGCCCAGGUCCUCUCAGUCUUGUGUCCAUCACUCCAUCAACAAGUCAACCGAUAGCGACAUCAACUGCUGCGCCUACGAUAACAUCAUUGUACUCAGGCGAACUUGCGGGAACCAGUCAAGUAUUUUAUCGACCUGAAAGUCAAAAAGAUAAAUACUACUACUUUCAAGCUUUACAAUUUACAAUUUCUACUGCUGGUAUUUAUAAAUUUACAAGCGUAAGCAACAUGGACACGGUGGGUUACUUUUACGAGUCAACUUUUGACCCGUCGAAUCCAUUGAUGAAUCUUGUCACGAAUGACGAUGAUGGUGAUGACGACUUCCAAUUUCUCAUUGAGGUCUAUCUUCAAGCGGGGCAAACCUACAUUCUUGUAGUUACGACACAUUCGGGAUAUACUAAAGGAACAUUCUCUGUUAAAGCUGUUGGACCCGUAUCCAUCAAUCUCGGUUCAAUCAUCGCAUCAACGAGUCGGCCAAUAGUCAUACAAUCCACUACGCCUACUGUAACAUCAACAUAUGGAAGUGCGCUAACAUUUAGUAGUCCAGUCUAUGAUAGACCUGAAGGUAAUGUUGAUUAUUACUAUUAUUUUCAAGCGAUACAAGUCACUACAUCCACCGCUGGCACUUACAUUUUCACAAGCAAAAGUGAUAUUGAUGCCAGAGGUUAUUUUUAUAUCAAUUCUUUUGAUCCAUCUGAUCCGAUGGCAAAUUUGAUUACCGAGGAUGAUGAUAGCGGUUCUCAAUUCCAGUUUCGUAUCCAAGUUUAUCUUCGACCCGGAAUCACGUAUGUUCUCGUAAUGACUACUCAUAGAGAGCAUGCGAUCGGCAAUUUUUCGAUCACAUCAGCUGGUCCAGUAUCGGUUAGUUUUAUACCAAUCACUGCAUCCACAAGUCGACCGAUAGUAACGCCAUCUACUGCAAUGCCUGUACCAUCGACUUAUGCCGGUGCAUUAACUCCGAACAGUCCAUUUUUCUUUCGGCCUCUAAAUUUCGUAAAUGAUUUCUGUUAUUUUCAAGCAUUGCAAGUCGCGGUAUCUACACCUGGCAUUUACAUAUUCACAAGCAAUAGCUCAAUGGACACACGAGGUUAUUUCUAUCAGAAGUCUUUCGAUCCAUCUGAUCCGACAGUAAAUUUGAUCGCGGAUAAUGAUGAUGGUGGCAGUGGCUUACAGUUUCGCAUUCAAGUUUAUUUGCAACCUGGAAAAGCUUACGUUCUUGUGGCCACAACACAUAGACAUCAAAUCACCGGAGAUUUCACAAUCUUAGGCGUCGGUCCAGCGUUUGCUAGUCUUACGCCGAUUGUACCGCCAACGAGUCGGCCUAUAACAACAGUUUAUUUGCAACCUGGAAAAGCUUACGUUCUUGUGGCCACAACACAUAGACAUCAAAUCACCGGAGAUUUCACAAUCUUAGGCGUCGGUCCAGCGUUUGCUAGUCUUACGCCGAUUGUACCGCCAACGAGUCGGCCUAUAACAACAGAGGCGUCAACACCCGGCUAUUCAGCCUCAUUUAUGGGUGAACUAUCAGCUAGCAGUUUAAUAUUUUAUCGUCCCCAGAGUAUUUUCGACAGUUAUUAUUAUUUUGAGGCUAUCCAAGUUACCGUACCUAUCAAUGGUACUUAUUUUUUCAGAAGCAACAGUUCCAUCGAUACUAGAGGAUACUUUUACGAAAACUCAUUUGAUCCAUCAAAUGCAACAGUGAACUUGAUCGCUGACAAUGAUGAUAGUGGCGGUAGUUCGCAAUUUCUUAUUCAAGUUAAAAUCCAAGCCGGAAAAGUAUACAUCCUUGUGGCCACAACGCACAGGGUACAAGUUAUGGGAAAGUACUCCAUCUUAGCUUCCGGACCAGCCCUCGCUACUCUUACAUCUUUCACACCAUCAACAAGUAGACCUAUUACGAUGCCAUCCACAACGAUCUCGAUACCAUCGUCCAUUGGAGGUUCACUGUCAUCCAGUAGUCUGACUUUUUCUCGACCUGGAGAUAGCACACAACGUCGUUUCUAUUUUCAAACUUUUCAAGCCACUGUAUCUACGGCUGGUACUUAUACCUUUAGAAGUAAUAGUUCAAUAGAUACCAGAGGAUAUUUUUACAAUAAUACCUUCUCGCCAUACAACGUGACAGCAAAUUUGAUUACUGAUAAUGAUGAUGGUGGUGGCAGUUUGCAGUUUCGUAUCGAAGUCUACUUACGAGUGGGUCAACCAUAUAUUCUAGUGGUCACAACGCAUAGAGAAAACGUCACAGGAGAUUUCAUAGUAAUCACCGGUGGUCCCGCUGCCGUUAAUCUUGUAGCUAUAAUACCGCCAACAACGACAUCGACAACAACAGUAACUACUAUACCUUCUUUAUUGUCAUAUUAUCUCAACGCAUUGUUACCCAUUAGUCCAAUACUAUAUCGACCAAACGGUGACAGCAAAGGCUACUACUAUCAUGCUAUGGAUAUCACUGUAUUCACAAGUGCUACUUACUCAUUCAGUGUCACUUCUUCUAUCGGUACUAUGAGCUAUCUGUUUGAUACUUCUUUUGAUCCAUCAAACCUAUCGACGAAUUUGAUCAGUAUGGAUGAUAAUAGUCUUGCUAAUAGAGAAGUCCGCAUGGGUGUUUCUCUUCAAUCUGGACGCAAGUACAUUCUCGUCGUUACGAAUGUUCAACCAUCUAUCACGGGAAUGUUCUGGGUAUCAGUUCAUGGUCCUAAUACAGUUUUCAUAACAUCAAUCAUGCCAUCGACAGCUGCUCCAGUAACCAAUCCGGGUGAGGUGACUCCAGGUAUCACGACCACUACUGUUAAAUCAUCGGCAUCAAUCAAAACUGGCACCAUGGCUGCUUCCGGACCAGCCCUCGUUACUCUUACAUCUUUCACACCAUCAACAAGUAGACCUAUUACGAUGCCACCCACAACGAUCUCGAUACCAUCGUCCAUUGGAGGUUCACUCUCAUCGAGUAGUCUGCCCUUUUCUCGACCUGGAGAUAGCACACAACGUCGUUUCUAUUUUCAAACUUUUCAAGCCACUGUAUCUACCGCUGGUACUUAUACCUUCAGAAGUAAUAGUUCAAUGGAUACCAGAGGAUAUUUUUACAAUAAUACCUUCUCGCCAUACAACGCGACAGCAAAUUUGAUUACUGAUAAUGAUGAUGGUGGUGGCAGUUUGCAGUUUCGUAUCGAAGUCUACUUACGAGUGGGUCAACCAUAUAUUCUAGUGGUCACAACGCAUAGAGAAAACGUGACAGGAGAUUUCGUAGUAAUCACCGGUGGUCCCGCUGUCGUUAAUCUUGUAGCGAUAACACCGCCAACAACGACAUCAACAACAACAGUAACUACUAUACCUUCUUUAUUGUCAUAUUAUCUCAACGCAUUGUUACCCAUUAGCCCAAUACUAUAUCGACCAAAUGGUGACAGUAAAGGCUACUACUAUCAUGCUAUGGAUAUCACUGUGUUCACAAGUGGUACUUACUCCUUCAGUGUCACUUCUUCUAUCGGUACUAUGAGCUAUCUGUUUGAUACUUCUUUUGAUCCGUCAAACCUGUCGACGAAUUUGAUCAGCAUGGAUGAUAAUAGCCUUGCUAAUAGAGAAGCCCGCAUGGGUGUUUCUCUUCAAUCUGGACGCAAGUACAUUCUCGUCGUUACGAACGUUCAACCAUCUAUCACGGGAAUGUUCUGGGUAUCAGUUCAUGGUCCUAAUACAGUUUUCAUAACAUCAAUCAUGCCAUCGACAGCUGCUCCAGUAACCAAUCCGGGUGAGGUGACUCCAGGUAUCACGACCACUACUGUUAAAUCAUCGGCAUCAAUCAAAACUGGCACCAUGGCUGCCGUGUGUAUUCUGAUCAUGCCAAUAUUGCAACUAAUUCAAGUGCGUUGA